GUUUAUUCGUUUGCAUUCAUGUUUAAGAAAAUCUUGCAAUUUAUCCCAAUUGUAUAAUAAACAGUAACCCUUGGUUAAUGGAAAAUUGUUUCUUGAUUUUAAAAUUGGUUAUCUUGUAUUUAUGUGGUGAAGAGGGCAUGCAAUGAAAAAUUGGAACACUGGCCCUCAAAAGUUGAGUCCGUCGAAAACAUUCAAACACGCAGAUACAGGUAAUUUCAUUUCACCCAUCCUAAUAAUUUCGAUGAAAUGGUAGGUUUUGGUUUGAUGCAGCGUGUGGGUGUGGUCUUGACACCGUGCCAUGGACAACUCAAACCUAGAACUUGUGAAUUUAGGGUAAGAAUCCGAUGUUCCUCCAACGUUUAUGUGUCUAGAAAGAAAGUGCUGGAGAAAGUGGACGAGGAGCUAGCAAAGGGAGAUGACAGAGCAGCACUGGCACUUGUGAAGGAUUUGCAGGGUAAGCCUGGUGGGCUUCGAUGUUUCGGUGCAGCCAGACAGGUGCCUCAAAGGCUUUACACCUUGGAUGAAUUAAAGCUAAAUGGAAUUGAAACUUUGUCUCUUCUGUCGCCUGUGGACACGACUCUUGGUUCAAUAGAAAGAAAUCUUCAGAUUGCUGCUAUUCUAGGAGGUGGUGCUGCAUGGAAUGCCUUUGGAAUUUCCCCACAACAAAUCUUCUAUAUAUCACUGGGGUUGCUAUUUCUAUGGACACUAGACGCGGUAUCUUUUGGUGGAGGUAUUGGUGGCUUGGUUGUUGAUACAAUUGGUCACACUUUCAGUCAGAAAUACCACAAUAGGGUUAUUCAACAUGAAGCUGGCCACUUUUUAAUUGCUUAUCUGAUUGGAAUACUUCCUAAGGGAUAUUCUAUUUCUAGUUUGGAUGCUCUGCAGAAGGAGGGAUCUCUGAAUAUUCAAGCAGGCACAGCCUUUGUGGAUUUUGAGUUUCAAGAAGAAGUUAAUACAGGAAAAGUAUCAGCUACAACAUUGAACAGAUUUUCAUGUAUAGCAUUGGCUGGGGUGUCUACGGAGUAUCUUAUAUAUGGAUUUGCUGAAGGAGGUCUCGAUGACAUAAGAAAGUUGGAUUUACUGCUCAAGGGACUAGGCUUCACACAGAAGAAAGCAGAUUCUCAAGUUAGAUGGUCUUUGCUAAACACGGUCUUGCUCUUGAGGAGGCAUGAAGCUGCUCGAGCUAAGGUUGCUGAGGCCUUGUCAAUGGGAAAAUCUGUAGGAACUUGCAUUGACAUUAUAGAGAGUUCUAUCGAUGAUUCAGAUCUUUGAUCGAAGCUUUUGAUUAUUCCCUUCUAUAUGUUGAUUGAUAUUUGAACUCAACAAUGUUUCAAAUGUCACUCUGCUCAGUUGCAACUUGAUCUCAGUGUCCUAACUGAUAGUUGAUGAGAAUUGUACAAUUUGAUUCACUAGUUUUUUUUU
Vigna unguiculata (cowpea) is the source of this 1422-nucleotide messenger RNA. RefSeq names its product stress regulated protein. NCBI's taxonomy places the organism in Eukaryota, Viridiplantae, Streptophyta, Magnoliopsida, Fabales, Fabaceae. Gene Ontology annotation, molecular function: ATP-dependent peptidase activity; ATP binding; metalloendopeptidase activity. Gene Ontology annotation, biological process: proteolysis. The record is from RefSeq and is a predicted model, not a curated record.